This is a messenger RNA of Triplophysa rosa, 7258 nucleotides long. It is a transcript of the gene paqr4a, whose product is annotated as progestin and adipoQ receptor family member IVa. Gene Ontology annotation, cellular component: membrane. Bases 2094 to 2912 code for a protein of 272 amino acids. Gene Ontology annotation, molecular function: signaling receptor activity. The transcript is spliced from 3 exons. The record is from RefSeq and is a predicted model, not a curated record. NCBI's taxonomy places the organism in Eukaryota, Metazoa, Chordata, Actinopteri, Cypriniformes, Nemacheilidae.
AAAGGGAAAAAAACUUAUCAUAAAAGGGGAGGGAAGAAGACAUACUGGCAUACGGACAGAGUUGAUUGAAUUCGUUUGCAAAGGGGAUAUAAAAGCUACAAUAAAUUGUCGUGUGUGUAUUACUUAUAUUUACAGUGUAAGUGUAAACGUGCUGUAUUAAAAGACGAGGCAGGGUUACGUUUUCAAUGACACUGGAUUUUGAUUCUCACUUGAAGUAGGUUGUUGUAUUUUAACAUCAAUUUCUGCCUCCUUUUUAAGAUAUAAAGGUAUGAAAACAUAUGACUAAUACAUAGACCACGAAACCCUCCAAAAAUUUCCAACCACUAUAGUGUAAGCUAAACGUAGGCGAGUCACAUGCUUACACCAAACCCUCUGCAGACCACAGUCAUCUCACGAACUUUUGCACCAGAGUAAAAUAACUACUAAUUUUCUAUAAAAUACUUAAAAAAAUUUAACAAAAAAGCAAUAUUGUAAAGGAUUGAAUUAACGAAGCAAAAAUUAAUCUCGCGUGUCCUCGUGCCACCCCCGCCUCUUCCCCGUUGGUCCAGACUGGAUCAGAGCGCUGCCGCAUCAGCGGACGAUAUCGAGGCCGGGCCGCUGCGCCCCUCCACCAGCCGCAUGUUCCUGCACACCGCUAUCAGAGCGACCAUAAGAAAUGUGCCGAGGGAAUGCAGGGGACAUAAACCUUUUUUUUUGCAUAGCCGCCUAUCAAAAACGGACUACCUUACCAAAGCAUUCGUUUAAAACUGCUGGCUGAAAUCACUGCAAGCUAGCAGCAACAUCACUUGGCAACACAGGGAGACGUGUUCCUGAGCUGACCACCACGUACGUUUCUGUUUGCUGGAUGACAGACUCCAAAACGUACGGAUGCAGAUAUUUUAUUUGAAGUAGUUGGAAUACACGGACGCUUCUGCUGCUCUUUUGGUAGACUGGUUGUAAUGUCUAACUGUUUUGCAGUCAGCACAAUCAAGGUGACGACAGCUAACGUUAGCCCGUUAGCUCACGAGCUAUUUGGGUAGUGUGAGACAGGGAAAUAGAUAACGCAUUGAGUUAGAUUUUGAAAUAUAUUCGGUGAGGAAACUAAAGGAACAAGCACGCGCGAAGUGUGUACAUUUUUUGUCUUCAGGCUGCACUUCCUCAUUGGAUAACAGUGCUCGUCACCGAUGGUGUGAGGGAUACCAGGAGAUGCUUGAUAUCUGGUGAAAACUUGACAUAUCUGUGAGAACUGGGUAAUGUUACAUAUUCAACUCGCACGCUUUUUUCGCGAUUGUUAACUCCAUAAAAACCCAUGUGGGGUGACAUUUUGAUAGAGGCCAGUGGUAGGUGCCAAGCAAUAUUGUUAUAGCGUCACAAUGUAGACAUUAUUUUACACACUAGCGUCUAUUUGUCCAACAACACAGCUGCAUGGAUCAGGUUGAAGACUUCUGUUAAAGAGUCCUACAUCAGAUUUGCACACACGGGUCCUGAAGCGCUGGUAGCCGAGGUCAGAGUGUAUGCAAAAGCUUUGGACGGACUGAUGAUUCACCCUAUGGAAAUAUGAGCAAGUAACCCUCAUGCAACGAGGCUACUGCGAGCAAUUCCCUACCGCAUACAAGUUAUUAAAACGCCAGUUUCUUCAAAAGCCCCGCGGUUCCCGAUGGUGAAACUACCCAGCGACGGUUUCAUGAGCAGCAGAAGAAAGCCGCCCGUUCUCGGGUUGCCUCUGAAGUCGAGCUGACAGAAACUGGUGGGGUUUGUUUGAAAGGGUUGAGCAGGGCGUGACCGCACUUCGUUUAAAUGUUACAUGCAACACUGUAUAUAUUAGCAAAGCUCACUAUGAACGCGGGCUGCAAUUUCUACGUCAAUCCAUGUGGAUGACACCGCCGCUGUUUAAAGCCAACCAGCGGUAUCGAAACGCUCGAAAAAUUGGUAUAUCAAAUUAAAUUAACAAAGAGCGGGAUUGUAAGUCAUGUAACUGGCUCCACAUGACCGGACUGGGCUCCCCCUAGUAAUGUCUAGGGUGUCAAAUCUUUUUUUAGUCCGUGUUGUACGCGCACGUGUAGAUGUAUAGCGUAGUUCUUUUGGCGUCGUCGCCGUGACAGUUUCUGGUUGCUAUGGCAUUUUUAAACGGCCCCCGACUGCUGGACUGGGCAAACUCUCCUCCACAUUUACAGUUCAACAGAUAUGUCCUGACCGGCUAUAGACCUAUCUCCUCCGUCCAGGAGUGCAUUAAAAGUCUCUUCUAUCUGCACAAUGAGCUGGGGAACAUCUAUACUCAUGGAAUCCCUCUGCUCUGCUUCCUGGUGCUGCUACCACUCAACAUCCCCUGGUCUCAGAUCAGCGUGACGUGGCUCGGCGUGGUGCACUUCCUUGCCUGUUUGUCUCCGCAGCUGGGAUCAGUGGUCUACCAUCUCUUCAUGAACCAUGAGGGCGGUGAGCCUGUCUACAAAAGGCUGCUUACGCUCGAUAUGUGCGGAAUCUGCAUGAUCAACACGCUAGGAGCUCUGCCCAUCCUGUACAGCACUCUGCUCUGUUACCCCUUCAUACGCACAGUGGCUCUGCUGAUAUACAUCCUGCUAUCCAGUUACGCCAUCUACUGUGCCAUCACAGCACGCAGCAGAGUGCGACGCCUGCGUUCCUUUGCCUGGCAAGCACUUUUCCGCUUCUCGUUUUUCCUACUGCGUUGGGCGGGUGUGGGCGGAGGGAGUCCCACCUCGUUGCGUCACUUCGUCACCAUGGAUGCACUAGCGGUGUUGGGCGGGGUCAUAAAUAUCACCCGGAUUCCCGAGCGUUUCCGCCCGGGCUUAUUUGACUACUGGUGCAACAGCCAUCAGAUCAUGCAUGUCCUGGUGGUGGUUUCUAUACUGUACCUGCACUGGGGGGUACUGGACGAUCUACUGUGGAUCAACAGCCAUGACUGUCACUCUGACUGAAAGUGGCCCUGCUGGUCUGGAUUUGUGGGGCGUGAGGACCUCUUUUAGUAAUGAAAAAUAUCGUAAUCGGGCUUGGAAGGGGUGGGGGUGGCUGUUGUGCUUUGUAUAUAUAUAUGUGCACGAAAGAAGUGUUUUACAUGUUUUUAGGGGACACCAGUGCCAGCCUCGACACACAUGCUUGUUUGUGGUGUCAGAAUGUACAUAUCUGUGUUUGCAUAAACAUUGUCUGUGCAUGGCACUGUUAGGAUCUAUUAUCUCAAACAGAGGCAGGUUAUUUAUUUAUUUAUUUUAUUUUAGACUUAAGUGAUCUGUAAGCUUACACUUACAUUUAUAUGUACACACACACACGAGCAUACACAUGGGAUCUGACAUUAUGUGAUGUCAUAUGUUCACCAGCAUUGAAAGUGUUUAUUAAAUAGCCUCUAGCCUUUUGUUGUUCUGAAAAAAUGAGACGAAAUCGAGCCCAUAAAUGAUUGGCUCUCAGAUUUACACCAUCACUUAAUCAAAUAGUCAAAUAAUCAAAUAAUAUUACUCGAAAUAGCUGUUUGAAAGCAUGGCUUUUUGGAAAACAGUUUAUUCUCAAUUUUGCUGGUGACACAAACAAGAGAUUACUAGUGCAGAAAUAAUGUAUGCACUGAAUUAGACAACCUGUUACACUAUUACAGACUAUGCAGCAUAUCAAAUGUUACAGCAUUGCUCACGGCUAAUGACACACACACACACAAAUAUACUGCAUGACAAGUCUCGCAGCAACAGUUACUGGAAAUACUUGAGUUCACUUUUUUUAUCACAUUUUUCUGUUGUCUUGGUAUGGGUCCAUAUUUAUUGUGUGAAAGGCAAAGGGGUCAUGCUUUGGUUUGUAGCCGUGCCAUUUGUAUGUUUUCUGGCUGAUUAAAGAUGUCAGGUGCACUUUACUCAGUAUAUGCUUGUUAAUGUCUAUAAAGGUCGCCAUGUGGAAAGUUACACUACAAUAAUAACCUGCAGAGAAUGUUUUCUCUGCUGUGCCACUGUAUAGUCUAGUUCACCUCUGUCCAUUCGGUUUUAUUAUCCUAAUCUGCGAGAUUGGAUUUUGUACUUAUUUCAUUUAUUUUGGGGCUUUAACCUUAACUGCGUAACCUUGGAUUCAACACUAGGCAAACUAUUUAAUAAUCGUGUUCUGUUUGCUCAAAGGCAUCAAUACUCUUCCGGACAUCUUCUGCCAUUAUGUUGAUGUUAUCAUAGGUUGGAGGAAUUUUACACGUGCCACUAGACGAUAAAUUCCCCCAGUGAAGAUAAAUGUUGUCAUUGCGUCGGUACUGCUCACUUGAGCCCAAUUGAUGCCAUAUAUUUUUAUCGAAGCAACUCAUCAGAGUGUUUUUAAGCUUUUAUAUCAGCUCAUGUUAAUGGCAUGAUUUGGAUUGCGUAUAAUGCAGAAAGGCUGUACGUUUUAAGUCUAGGUACUAGAAAACGUCAGGUUGAUGGAGCUGUUUACAAGCUGAACAGCAAUCAUAUUCUACUCUAUAUCUACUUGAGAAUGUGAUUUAGUGUUAAGUAAAUCAGUUCUUAUUGCGGAUUGCACUAUGGAGAUGUUGUACCAAAUGGAUCGUAUUAUACGCCUGCAGUUUUUGCACAGAUUUGUAACCCUUAGACUGCUUAUGCACUACUGAGCAAAACAAACCAAGGAUGACUCCUCUGACCCUUCCGACUUUAUUUGUUUUAUUUCAUGGAUAAACACAACAAAGUGUGAUAGAUUCAUUGAGAUGUAUCUAUCACAAUGUAGCUUUUAAAAUAAACAUCAAUGAGGCCAGCUAUUAAUUUAUCACUGACCCCAUCAUUUUACAUUUUUUAUGAUGUCAUUUCUGUUUAAAAUAUGUUUUAUUUAAAUUAUGUUUGAAGAGACCAACUACUACUGCUAGAUUUUUUAUAUUGAUCCGUUAGGAAUCGCGUAUCUUCAAUACACAACCACACAUUACAUCAACCAAUAGCACUGGUCAGAUGUAUAAGUGUAAAAUCAGUGCAUGUUAGAUAGAAUGUUGCUCAGAUGUAUCUGACAAACAAACACCAACAUAAAUAUACUCUAUGCCAAAUUUGAGACUUCAGGUGUCUGGUGAAGGUGUUUUAAAUGCAAGCCGCUGUCACACAAUAUCUUACAGAUUUUUAACGCAAGUCCCUCCUAAGAGUGCCCAGUAACCCCAACCCCUUUAAUGUUUUGAAAUAAAAUGACAAACAUUAGAUGUUACCGAAUUAGAGUGGUGCAUGUAAAUAGAUAGAACACUGAUAAAUCGAUCCCCUUAAAUGCAACAUAGGAUUUGCAGAUUUCUAAUGCUUGUAUGCAAUGCAACCACUGACAUACUGUAUGUGCUUAAUGUGCAGUAACCGAGCUAAUACAUCAGAUAUAACUGUCUAAUGAAAGGGAACGGAAUGAUAUAAAGAGAGCAGCCUAGAGGCAAUAUAACCAUAUCAAAUAAUUAACUGCACUGUUUAUUUUAUUUACCAAAAGGGCUUUGGGACAAAGUAAGAACCAGAACUUAAAGUCCAUAUGGGUAAUGUAAAUACCUGUAUGUAGACUGUAUAUGCAUAAAAUGAAAGCAGCAUACAUACUGACAUUUUUAUAUUCAAGUUAAUAUAUGAAGCAACAAUUAAGAAAAUAUAUGAAUGUUUAUGUAUUUCAGAUGGUGAUGCUCAAUAUGAAUUGUCCAGUAUCCUUUCAAAGAGAUAGUAGAGAUUGGUCAUUUAAUUAUUCAGUAAACAGUUCAAAAGUCAUUGAAAAGCUAAAAUUGUGAUAUCACAAUGACAUCGGUUAUGGUUGGGGUCUGACAGGAGAGUUGUUUAUGCUGUUUAGAGUGAUUAGCAUCAUAGUAAUGUGCCUGUGUGUAAUGUGUGUCUCAUAGUAUUUUGUUUUACGAUUAGUGGACUGUAGUUUAUUUCAGUUUAGUUACGUAAUUUUUUUAACGUAAAGUUAGGAGAGGUCGCAAUAUAGACGUUUUGGUUUGAGAUGAGCGGUCUUAAUAUGUUCAUACCUCUGAAACACACUGGAUAACUAUGCAUAAUUAAAAUAUGUACAUGUAUAUAUAUAUACACACACACACACACACACACACACACACACACGUUUGUACAUGUGAAUUCCAAAAAGGAGAUGUUUUACCAGUCCUGAAAAGAAACAAUCUGUGUAUUAACACUAACAUGUUUUGCUCAGAGUGACAUCUUUACCAUGCCAUCCUGGGGUUUCUACUUCUCAGGGUGCCCUGUCAGUGCUCACUUCUACCGAGUGACCUCAACAACUGAUUUCGGGCCAGUUUUCUUUUCAUCCUAUUGUCUUUUUUCGCUUGUUCUGCUUGAAAAGACUGAAACAAUUAUGGUUUCAUAGUUAUUUGUUAUGAGGGACAGAGGUCACAAUGGCAUAUCAGGCGUCUGGACCGUGCAUCCUAUUUGAUGCGUAUUGCCUUUGUUGGGGAUUGAAUGUGUCCGUAAAUGCUUAUCAAGAAUGUGUUUCUUUUUGUAGUUAAUUAAGAACUGUAAGAAUGUGCAGAGCAUGUUAAACUUGAACAGAACUCUAUAGAGGAAAUGGAUUGCAUCACAAACCAUGUUUUAGAUGAGGAUCAAGGAUGUUCUCAUGGAUGAUGUUCUCCUGUCUGUAUAUUCUAAUGUCCUGUGUUAAAAAAAUAACGACAUGGUGUGUGAAACUAUAAUAUUUUUUUCUUAGUAUGCAGGUGCUGGAUAGCCUGUUAAUAAUUUAUGACUCAUCAUUAGUUUUCACAUUAUUAUAAUGAUGGAUACAUUGUUAUUCUUACUAUUAAUCUGAAAUGGAGCCACUGUCGUUGAUAAUCUAAAUUUACGUACAAAGGCUGAGAAAACUAGUGCACAUAGGGUGACAGAAGGUACCUGAAAGAUCUGUCGAGUUUUGUUUACACACUGUCCAAUAUACUUUUGUUUCUGUUGAAUUUGAUUACAACUUGCCGCCAUCUUGUGGCCACGAGGCUGUAGUGGCGCUCGUGCGUUUAUAGCGGCGUUGUUUUCAGUUCAAGUGUUGACCUUUGGAAAGAUUUCAGGCCAUUAGGUCAUUCGCUGAAAUCCAUGCACAAUUCAUCUUUAUUUAUUGUUGUUUUUUAUUCAUUGUAGUGCUCUACUUACAUGUCUGUAAAUGGUUUUAUCUACAAGUGUGUAUGAUAGUUUAUUUUAUGGGCCUAGUUUAUACGUUUGUCCAAGGUUACAUUUGUUCACACAGACAGAUCUUCCAAACCCCACAGUCUCCUGCAGCGAUUGUGCAAUAAAUUGAGGUUUAUAUUUUUAAACUUGUCUUUGACUCUCCUUUUUACCAUUUAUUUCAUACGACCACUGACGAGAACCGUAUGUCUACUUGUUUA